This is a messenger RNA of Indicator indicator, 345 nucleotides long. RefSeq names its product methionine sulfoxide reductase B1 (gene MSRB1). Gene Ontology annotation, molecular function: peptide-methionine (R)-S-oxide reductase activity. Lineage: Eukaryota; Metazoa; Chordata; Aves; Piciformes; Indicatoridae. The record is from RefSeq and is a predicted model, not a curated record. The transcript is spliced from 4 exons.
AUGUCCUUCUGCUCGUUCUUCGGCGGAGAGGUGUUCAAGGAUCACUUCAAACCGGGCAUCUACGUGUGUGCCAAGUGUGGCCAUGAGCUGUUCUCCAGCCGUGCCAAGUACGAGCACUCCUCCCCAUGGCCAGCCUUCACCGAGACCCUGCACCCCGACAGCGUGGCCAAGCGGCAGGAGCGGCCCGGGGCUCUGAAGGUGACUUGUGGCAAGUGUGGCAACGGCCUGGGCCAUGAGUUCCUCAACGAUGGGCCCCAGAGGGGGCAGUCCCGCUUCUGAAUAUUCAGCAGCUCGCUCAAGUUCAUCCCUAAAGGCAAAGCAGAUACAGACCUGAAGGAGAAGUAA